Penicillium cosmopolitanum is the source of this 453-nucleotide messenger RNA. RefSeq lists its product as uncharacterized. Gene Ontology annotation, cellular component: vacuolar proton-transporting V-type ATPase complex. Bases 1 to 453 code for a protein of 150 amino acids. The record is from RefSeq and is a predicted model, not a curated record. The transcript has 6 exons. Gene Ontology annotation, molecular function: proton-transporting ATPase activity, rotational mechanism. Lineage: Eukaryota; Fungi; Ascomycota; Eurotiomycetes; Eurotiales; Aspergillaceae. Gene Ontology annotation, biological process: proton transmembrane transport.
AUGGGCGAGACCGCGGAGAAGGGCGCUCCGCUUCUCCUCGACCUUGAAUUACCCCCUGUCGUUCUCUCUCCUUUUCCAUCACUAUACCAGGGGCUUCGAUUGAAUAUGUCGGCUCAGAACUCCGCGGGCAUUCAGACCCUCCUCGAUGCCGAGAGAGAGGCUCAGAAGAUUGUGCAGCAAGACCGCACCAAGCGGAUAAGAGACGCCAAGUCCGAGGCUCAGAAGGAAAUUGAAGAGUACCGCAACCAGAAGGAAAAUGAGUACAAGAAAUUCGAGGCUGAGCACUCGAGCGGAUUCAAGACAGCCGAGGCCGAUGCGAACAAGGAAGCCGAGGAGAAGUUGAAGGGAAUUGAGGCUUCUGGUAAGAAGCAGGGUGACAAGGUGGUGGCGGACCUGAUUAAGGCGACGACCGACGUCAAGCCCCAGGUGCCCGAGAAGAUUGCCAAGGCAUAA